Messenger RNA from Osmerus eperlanus (European smelt), 2148 nucleotides. RefSeq names its product transmembrane protein 165 (gene tmem165). Gene Ontology annotation, molecular function: calcium ion transmembrane transporter activity; manganese ion transmembrane transporter activity. NCBI's taxonomy places the organism in Eukaryota, Metazoa, Chordata, Actinopteri, Osmeriformes, Osmeridae. Gene Ontology annotation, biological process: Golgi calcium ion transport; manganese ion transmembrane transport; Golgi calcium ion homeostasis. The transcript is spliced from 6 exons. The coding region runs from base 216 to 1133 and encodes 305 amino acids. The record is from RefSeq and is a predicted model, not a curated record. Gene Ontology annotation, cellular component: Golgi apparatus.
GAGUUCCUCCUCUUCUAAGUAGCAUGUCACCAACUGGAUGUGCUCCGAGUCGAAAACAUACCGUGAAGUUGACGAGUAGCUUCGCGGUGUGCAGCUUUAUUUGUCUUUUCUUUUAUUCUUGAAGACUUCAUUUUUAUUAUUCAAUACUUCAGCAUUCAAAGACGCUUUCCUCACCGAUCUAUUCGAGCCUAAUCUCCGCGCUUUGCCUUGUUGAAAUGCCUUUCCUGUUCGAUGGAAGGAAUGGACGCGCUAACAGAAGAGUGAUGUGUGUUUUGCUGGCUGGGGUAGUUCUGGUGUUGUUCUCUGUUGAAGUUGCUGGUACUCCGGAGGAACAUAAAUCCGUACAGGAACAAUUGCCCCAAGAGAAAGUCCCCACUGUACACCCUAUAAGUGUAGUUGGAAGUGAAAAUGAUCCCAACAAAGGCAACCUGGGCUUCAUCCAUGCUUUUGUGGCGUCCUUCUCCGUCAUCAUCGUGUCGGAGCUGGGAGACAAGACCUUCUUCAUCGCAGCUAUCAUGGCCAUGCGGUACAACAGGUUCACCGUGCUCGUUGGGGCUAUGCUUUCUCUGAGCUUCAUGACCUGCCUCUCAGUGCUGUUUGGCUACGCCACCACCAUCAUCCCCAGGAUUUACACCUACUACGUGUCCACUGCCCUGUUUGCCAUCUUCGGGGUGCGCAUGCUACGCGAGGGGCUGAAAAUGAGUCCAGACGAGGGCCAGGAGGAGCUGGAGGAGGUGCAGGCUGAGAUCAAGAAGAAGGAUGAGGAGCUCCAGAGGUCGAAGCAGCAGAACGGAUUGUCGGACGUGGAGAUGGGCGCCGGCACCGGUGGGCAGCAGAGCCGCUGGCGUUACCUCAUCUCCCCCGUGUUCCUGCAGGCCCUCACCCUCACCUUCCUGGCCGAGUGGGGCGACCGCUCCCAGCUCACCACCAUCAUCCUGGCCGCCCGUGAGGACCCUUUUGGAGUGGCGGUUGGCGGCACCCUGGGACACUGCCUGUGCACCGGGCUGGCUGUGGUCGGUGGAAGGAUGAUCGCCCAGAAGAUCUCUGUCCGAACCGUUACAAUCAUCGGAGGAAUCGUCUUCCUGGGCUUCGCCUUCUCGGCACUCUUCAUCAAGCCGGAUGCUGCACUCUGAGAAGCAGAACUUAACACUCAAUUUGUACAUACCUGUAAAAGUUGUUAGACUAGUCAGAGAGGCUGUUCAUUUUGUGAGCGAGUAUAUGUGACAGGGUACUGUGCGUGCGUGUGUGUGUGUGAGAGAAAUUUUAGGCUGUGUGCGCGUGCGUGUCUGGAUGCUGUCUUCUUGUCUUACUCAGUGUGUGUUCCCUCAGCUGUCUGAACCAAUAGCCAAGCAUACCUCUCCCCCUGUCAGGCCUUUCUCUACUGCCUCCCUCCCAGGACCACACGCAUCCUGGCUCGUAGUUAUUCUAAAUAGCCCUCUGGAGGACCUUACCCAAGCCCUAUGUCCCUCCCUCCCCCCCAUGCACCACCCUCCUCCCAGAGCCAGAGUCGGACCCCCCCUCACCUCCGAGUCCAGGUUCCAGAGACCUGUGCAUCUCCGGUCCUCCCCAGCCAGUUCGCCUCUGUUUUCUCCCAUUAGCAUUCUGCUGCCAUGGCAACACAAAGCCACUUCUCCCGUGGACGUGAGGUGUCGAUAACACAAGCCGGGUUUACGCCUCCAACCAUGACUCCCCUGGUUUAUAACUCAAACGAUGACUCAGCUGGUUUGUAACUCCAUUCCUCAGGUCAGACUGCAGCUACACUUCCUCUGCACUGUCUGAGCAACACUGGUGUUUAAAUCGGGCAUCCUUUCCUUACAGUCACUACCAGUAGAAGAGGAGACACUUGGCAACAAAGAGAUUGUAAAAACCCUGAGCCACUAAGUUACAUCUUUUUAUUGAGCAUGAUUUCUAAUUUAUUUUACAACUCCUGGAGCACAGAUUAUGAUUCAUGGUUGUACUGUAAUUGUUUUGUGUUUUUAGGCUAAAGAGUGUAGAUGAGUGGGUACAUUUUGUGGCCUGUGUACAUGGUAAUGCUACUGUCAAUAUUUGACAGGUUGUAUCGUAGAGACGAAAGUGCUAGUCACAUCGAUGUACCUUUUGAUUCCUGAAUGCCUGUCCUUCAGAGCUCAAUAAAGCCCUUCUCAUUCA